Molecule: messenger RNA, 2197 nt
Organism: Mastomys coucha (southern multimammate mouse)
Lineage: Eukaryota; Metazoa; Chordata; Mammalia; Rodentia; Muridae
Gene: Terf1
Product: telomeric repeat binding factor 1
Exons: 10
Coding region: 34-1365 (443 amino acids)
Biological process (GO): telomere maintenance
Cellular component (GO): nucleus; chromosome, telomeric region
Molecular function (GO): protein homodimerization activity; telomeric repeat DNA binding
Source: RefSeq, a predicted model, not a curated record
CAGCUGAGGCCCUACCGGCGCUUUCCGUUUAACAUGGCGGAAACUGUUUCCUCAGCGGCCCAGAGCGCGUGGAGCCAGGCGGGCCGGACAAAUGCGGGCUCUCCGGAGGAGGAGGAGUCGGGAGAAGACGCGCAACUACUCCGGUGCCAGAUACAGCUGGGGGCCCCGAGAGGGGAGGACAACGCGGAGCUUGUGACUGAGGCAGAGGCCGUGGCUGCGGGCUGGAUGCUCGACUUCCUCUGCCUGUCUCUAUGCCGAGCCUUCCGCGACGGCCGCUCCGAGGACUUUCGUCUUACUCGUGACUGUGCUGAGGCUGUUAUUCAUGGACUACCCAGUCUUACAACUUACCAAUUGAAAACUGUAUAUAUAUGUCAGUUUUUGACAAGAAUUGCAGCUGGAAAGUCCCUUGAUGCACAGUUUGAAGUUGAUGAGCAGAUUACACCCUUGGAAUCAGCCCUAAUGAUUUGGGACUCAAUUGAAAAGGAACAUGACAGACUGCAUGAGGAUAUACAGAAUUUAAUUAAAAUUCAGGCCGUGGCUGUCUGUAUGGAAUUUGGCAGCUUUAAGGAAGCAGAAGAAGUGUUUGAAAGAAUAUUUGAUGAUCCAGAAUUUCACACGCCUUUAGAAAGAAAAUUACUUAAGAUAAUCUCUCAGAAAGAUGUGUUCCACUCCCUUUUUCAACACUUCAGCUAUAACUAUAUGAUGGAGAAAAUUCAGAGUUACGUGGAUUGUGUGAUAAAUGAAAAAUCAUCAACUUUCCUAAUGAAGGCAGCAACAAAAGUAGUGGAAAGUGAGAAAGCAAGGACACUGGCUUCUGAGGAUAAGCCACACGCUGCCAGCACUGGAACAGUAGUGGAAAGUGAGAAAGUAAGGACACUGGCUUCUGAGGGUAAGCCACACGCUGCCAGCACUGGAACAGAGACUGAAGUUAGUUUGAAUAAAGGGAAAAGUGUUAAUGGCCAACAGUCUACAGAAACUGAAUCCUUAGUGGAUACAGUAUCCUCAUCCUCAGUAAGGUCUCACAAGAAUGCCUUAUCUCAGUUGAAACACAGAAGUGCUCAGCCUAGGAAUGAAGCAAGAACAGGAACUCUUCAGUGUGACAUAACGACAGAAAGAAACAGAAGAACCAGUGGAAGGAAUAGAUUAUGUAUUUCAAAGAAUCAGCUAGACACUGAUGAAAAACAUGGGCGCAGGAAAAAACAGACAUGGCUUUGGGAAGAAGACAGAAGUUUGAAGUGUGGUGUAAAGAAAUAUGGAGAGGGAAAUUGGGCUAAAAUACUAUCCCAUUAUAAGUUCAACAACCGAACAAGUGUCAUGUUAAAAGAUAGGUGGAGAACGAUGAAGAGACUGAAACUGAUUAGCUGAGACACUGAAGGCCGGACAGGUUUGUUUCAGCUUAAUACAAGGGUGAAUACUUGGAUCACUGCAUUUGGUUUACAACUUCCUGGUCAGUAAUAAUAAAGCAUUAGUGUGUGUGUGUGUGUGUGUGUGUGUGUGUGUGUGUGUGUGUGAAAGAGAGAGACAGAGAGAGACAGAGAGACAGAGACGGGCAGGGAGAGAAAGAAAGUUUUGUUACAGAUUUGUGCUGUAAAAAUAUAUGCCGUCAUUAUUUUGUAUAAGAAUCUUUUAUUUUUGAAAAUAUAGAUAUGUUGAACCCUACCAAAUUCAGUACCCCAUCCCAUGUUCUGUUUUAAUACAAAAGUAAGAGCCUGAUAAAAUAAAAAGAAUUUAUGACUAUUUACAGUUUAUUCUCUUACAUGUGUAUAAACUAACCUUACAAAAUACCACCUAGAAAUGGAUUUUUCUAAAGAAUUGAAUUGGAAUAAUCCUUUGAUGUGACUUUGCUGCUGGAUCUAUGGCUAAUGUACUACUUACUAAAGAUUUACUACUAGAGAGAUGUUCAAAACAACCCAUGAGUUCUAACAAGCCUGGCUUGACUUCUCUCAAAAGUUUCAUUUAAAGGAAGUUGAGUUUUCACCAAAAAUUUGUUCAUUGCAAUAUUUAAUCAAAGACUAAUUAGUAAUUAGCAUGUAAGUUUUAUUUACCAUAUGUACCACGUAAAAAUAAGUCUCAACCAACCUAUUGAAAUAUUUACGAGAAAGUCAGCAUUGUGUAUUUCCUUCAAAAUGUCCUGCAUUGCUUUCCUGUUCUCUUGAAUUUGCUGCCUUACAUAUAUAAUAAACAGAAGCAUUAGUAA